This is a messenger RNA of Cotesia glomerata, 1635 nucleotides long. RefSeq lists its product as uncharacterized. Lineage: Eukaryota; Metazoa; Arthropoda; Insecta; Hymenoptera; Braconidae. The record is from RefSeq and is a predicted model, not a curated record. Gene Ontology annotation, molecular function: DNA helicase activity. Gene Ontology annotation, biological process: telomere maintenance; DNA repair. The coding region runs from base 1 to 1635 and encodes 544 amino acids. The transcript has 2 exons.
AUGUAUUCAGUUGAGUGGCAAAAGCGUGGAUUACCUCAUGCUCACAUUUUAAUUAGGUUGGUCGACAAAAUACGUGCUGAUGACAUCGAUAGUUUGAUUUCUGCAGAGAUUCCAGAUCCGUCUACUGAUCAAUUACUAUUUGAUAUUGUUACUACAAACAUGAUUCAUGGUCUGUGCGGAAAUCUGAAUCCUUCAUCACCUUGCAUGGUGGACGGAAAAUGUACAAAGCGUUUUUCUAAAGAUUUUACUAACGAUAUGGUCACACAUGUUAACGGAUAUCCAAUAUAUCGUCGAAGAAGUACCGAAAAUGGCGGACAAUCUUUCGUUAAAACUAUCAACAAGGCAGACAUCGACAUUGAUAAUCGUUGGGUGGUACCAUAUUCAUCUUUGCUGAGCAAAACAUUCGAUGCUCAUAUUAAUGUUGAGUUAUGCAGUUCGGUGAAGAGUAUCAUGUAUAUUUGCAAGUAUUUGCAUAAAGGAAGUGAUAUGGCUGUAUUUAGGGUUGAAAAUACUAAUGUUCACUCUCCUCCAGUGAACGAAAAUGAUGAAAUUACGAUUUACCAAAUUGGCAGGUAUAUCAGUUCCAAUGAAGCUGUCUGGCGCAUUUUCGGUUUCCCAAUUCAUGAACGGGAUCCAGCAGUUAUCCAUUUAGCUGUCCAUCUUGAAAACGGCCAGCGCGUAUAUUUCACCAACGAUACAGCGCUUGAUCGUGCUAUAAAUCCACCAAAAACUACGCUCACCGAAUUUUUUGAACUGUGCAAUCGUGCGGAUGCUUUUGUCAAUCCAAGGCAAACUGAGUGCUUUUAUCUGCGACUAUUGUUAGUUAAUGUCACCGGACCAUUGUCAUUUCAAGAUAUACGGAAGGUAGAUGGACAACAGUAUCCUACGAAUAAAGAUGCAUGCCUUGCUCUAGGCUUGCUAGAAGAAGACAACCAUUGGGACAGUAUGCUUGCUGAAGCAGCAUUAAACUGCACAGGAAAACAAAUUCGUCUACUAUUUGCUAUAGUAUUGACUACAUGUUUCCCGGCCCGAGCACAAAUGUUGUGGGAUAAUCACAAAGAUUCAAUGACUGAUGAUAUAUUGUAUCGACAUCGUACAAGGUGCAACGAUCUAGCAAUAUCAUUCAGUGAUGCAAUGUACAAUAAAGCAUUGAUUGCUAUCAAGGAUCUUUGCAUUGCUAUUGCGAAUUUACCAAUCAGUCAUUUCGGUAUGAGCUCACCGAAUCGAAGUGCAUCUGAUUUACUCAACACAGAUAUGAAUCGUGAACUACAGUACGAUACUGUAGAAAUGGCAAGCAUUGUUAGUCGCAAUGUUCCACUACUAAAUGAUGAACAAAAAAUUAUCUACGACCGCAUCAUGCUGGCAGUUUCGGCAGGACAAGGAGGAUUCUUUUUUUUAGAUGCACCAGGUGGAACUGGCAAAACAUUCCUUAUUUCGGUACUUCUUGCCGAAAUACGAUCAAAAAAUGGCAUCGCAUUGACCGUUGCAUCUUCUGGCAUUGCAGCUACUUUAUUAGAUGGAGGCAGAACAGCUCAUUCAGCAUUUAAGCUGCCGUUGAACAUUCAAAAUAAUCCAGAUGCAGUGUGCAACAUAAAAAAAACAAUCGUCUAUGGCCACAGUGGUGAAACAAUGUAA